AUGGGAAGUCUUCGACACACUCCCCCAUGCGCCCAUCCAUGUCUAUGCCCUUUCCUUGCCCCCCCCGCUCAUCUUGGCUUGGGACCCUCCCCCUUGUCGUAUGCGGUCGCAGUCUUGUCCUAUCAGUGUCGUCCCCUGUAUCUUGAAGUGUGUGUGUGUGUGUGCGUGUGCGUGGGCUGCGUGUGCAUUGUGCCAGCUGCCUGGGCGUGGGUGCUCGUUCUCGUUGACAUCGAUAAUGACGGGCUUUCACAACGGCGACCUACUAUCUUGUUAGCGUACCUAGCCUGUAUUGGUAUACUAGGCUACCCUCAAAACUUGCUGUUUAUCUCGGGGGCCGUGUCUGACUCGGAGUCCCCGGUGGAUUCGCCGGUGCCACAGCAAUCUUGCUGCCCGCAACGCAGAGGCGUAACCUCAAGAGACAUCGCAUCGCAGAACGCCGCGGCAUCACACGACGAGGCCGAGGAGGAGCUCAAGAGACAGGCAUGUGGCCACAGGUAUCCGUACCGCAACUUGAAAGCAAGCAUCGCAGCAGCCGUAUCUGGUGUGGCGCCAAGACCAGGUCUACUCGUCCAACCUGUAAGAGCGCGUGUAUGGCCAGACGGCGUCGGCUCGGGGCCCUGGUUGCGGUAA
Molecule: messenger RNA, 630 nt
Organism: Colletotrichum destructivum
Lineage: Eukaryota; Fungi; Ascomycota; Sordariomycetes; Glomerellales; Glomerellaceae
Exons: 2
Coding region: 1-630 (209 amino acids)
Source: RefSeq, a predicted model, not a curated record